UUCCACUUCAAGGUCACGAUUCAGCUAUAGAUGGGUUUCAGGAGGAUGAUGUCAUCACGCACGCUACCUUGCUACCGCCAUGUUGAGUACCAAACGCUAAGCUCCGUGGCGCUUUCUCUCAGACCACAAAUGGAUCGUUCUCAUUUAAAUCCCCACGAACUUAAACAAUACAAUGAAAAAAUCGCUGUUAUUGGAUGUGAUCCAUACGAAGUUCCUGCAGACUGUUUUCAACACCUUUCAUCAACUGACAGGCUUCCAGAUUUUUCCUUCCACGACUUAUGCAUAUAUCUGAUACACAACCCGUCUUCAUACACCGGGGAAAGUCUGAAAGCUUUUAAAAGCACGGAUGCCUAUCGAUAUUUCACGGCUGGCUGGGUCAUUGACCCGAAAAUAUGGUAUCAAAAGAACAAGAAAAUAUUCUUGUGUAAAGCAAAGGUGAAUCACUCUCAGGCCAUAAAUGCCACACCCACACAACCCUGGGUUGUUGUCAGAGAGGAUGGGACAGUGCUAAUGGCUCACUGCACCUGUAAAGCAGGAUUGGGUGAAGCAUGCUCCCAUGCAGCUGCACUGAUGUAUGCACUACUGGCAGCAGUCAAUGUCAAAGAUGGACAGUCCAGCACUCAGAAGGCCUGUGCCUGGGUCAUUCCAGGCAAAACAUCUCAAAUCCAGUAUGAGGAACUGAGCAAAAUAUCAAUGACCAAGAAGAAUAAAUCAAAAUCCACUGCACUGCCCAGCAUUCCUGUCCCUUCAGAGGAUGAAUACACGAGGUUCUUCCAACAGCUGCAAGAGUGUGAUGUCCAGGAAAUAAAUCCCAACGGAACGGCUAUUUUGUCUAUCAUCGCGGGUCACUCUGACACAUACAUACCAAAGACUGUCCAACUGAACUUGCCACAACCUCUGACAAGUCUCUUCUCGAAUGCAAGAUUACAAGCAGAUUUAUCAUCACUACUGGUAGAGAGUGAAAAGGUCUUUGAUGAUCUUCAGCUAACGGAAAAAGAGAUGGGGAAAUCUAAAUGAGCCAGUAGCAAGGAUACAUUACAUCAAAGCGUUGCAAGAUCAUCACACAGAUUUCCAGGUGACAACAGCAGGCCUCAUCAUCAACACAUCUUUGCCGUGGAUCGGUGCAUCGCCAGAUGGGAUCAUUACAUGUGUCUGCCAUGGUAAAGGUGUGCUUUAAAUAAAAUGUCCCUUUACCCUCAAAAAUAGCUCUCUUGCCAACAGCUGUAACACUGACACAAACUUCUGUCUGGUGGAAAAGGACAAUGUGAUGACACUGAAGGCAAAUCACAAAUACAUGUCACAAGUUCAAGCCCACAUGCGUAUUGCAGGUGUACAGUAUUGUGACUUUGUUGUGUGGAGUCCCACUGAAACGUUUAUACAACGCAUUCAGUUUGAUGACGUGUUCUUCAGUGAGACGUACAGCAGAGUAGUGCAGUUCAUCAAAACUAGACUUCUGCCAGAACUUUUGGGAAAGUACUACACGGUACCACGCACAGUGGUCUCCCCAAUCUCAGAGAAACAGCCACAUUCAGGAUGCUACUGUGGUGAACCACAGGGAGCUCCAGAGGAUGUAGUCAUCUGUGCAUCAAAACUAUGCAAGCGAGGACACUUUCACAAGUCUUGCUUGCAGAUGACAAGGAUUCCAAAAGUGUGGAAAUGUUAUGAAUGCAGGAAGAUAAAGCCAAACUGAGGAACUACACUGUUAUGCAACAGUCAUUGUACAAAGCUAACAUAAAAAGAUAUUCAAUAAUAUUUAGAAUAAGGUUUUGUUUCCUUUUGUUCUGAUGCCAGAGUUUUCCACUUCUAAACAUGGUGUCAUUCCAGUAAUCCCACUUCGGGUAAUUUUCCAACUAAGUCGAAAUACCUUAUUAUUAAGGUACUGCGAUUGUCUUGUGAUCUUUUAAAGUUGUGUUUAACCUGCCUUCUUUAUUCCCUAUUGUUCUUAUUCUAAUGAUAUACUUGAAAUAAAAUCUACACUGAGGAGAGGGACAAGCAUAGAUGAGGAGGGAAGAGGAGAGGAAGGAAGGGAAGAAGAGGGGCAGUGGGAGAGGAGGGAUAUUCUAAUUCCAAUUCUAUUAUUUUGAUGUACUGUAACAAGAUAAUUGGAAUUAGA
Molecule: messenger RNA, 2113 nt
Organism: Girardinichthys multiradiatus
Lineage: Eukaryota; Metazoa; Chordata; Actinopteri; Cyprinodontiformes; Goodeidae
Exons: 3
Coding region: 31-1017 (328 amino acids)
Molecular function (GO): zinc ion binding
Source: RefSeq, a predicted model, not a curated record